Molecule: messenger RNA, 2182 nt
Organism: Abrus precatorius (Indian licorice)
Lineage: Eukaryota; Viridiplantae; Streptophyta; Magnoliopsida; Fabales; Fabaceae
Product: hydroxymethylglutaryl-CoA lyase, mitochondrial-like
Exons: 9
Coding region: 486-1859 (457 amino acids)
Biological process (GO): ketone body biosynthetic process; L-leucine catabolic process
Cellular component (GO): mitochondrion
Molecular function (GO): hydroxymethylglutaryl-CoA lyase activity
Source: RefSeq, a predicted model, not a curated record
UGGGGUUACGGUAACAUUUGGCGGUUAACUUUUAAAUGCUUGGUGGUUAAGUAAAUUUUCUUAAUAGGAUUUUAUUUUUUAUUAUUAUUAAAAAGAGUUUGCAUUGUGAACAGGUUACCAUUUUUCUUGAGGAACUUAUUUUUAUGCAUCUUUCACCGAGUAUAAUUCAAUUGUAAAGCAUGCAAUGAUCAUGGAGAACUUUAGACUUUUAUAAUGAAUUUGGAAAGUUAGGAGUUCACGUGUUUGACUGUGGCACCAUUGCAUUUGUUGAAACAUUACUCUUUGAAUCCAUGGUCGUGGUUGGAAGGGGGAUAUGUCGCUUAAGUCUAGUGGCCUAAAAUAGAUGGGUAUUUGUUUCAUUUGCUAAUACCUUUUUUCAUUGAGGCUAUCAUUGUUUGAGUAAGAUGAGAAUAAGGAGGUGGAAAUUUUGAAAUGAAAAUCACUUCUUGCUUGCCUGUUCAAAAAAAAUAAGGGAAAGCUGAAAAAUGGAGUGCAACUUACGACAAAUUCUGGCCUCUCCUAUAGAAAGAAAUUCCCUCUUAUCCAUCCAGUUCAUCAUGUCAAGUUUGGAGGAGCCACUUGGCCUUGACAAGUUGCCUAGCAUGAGUACCAUAGAUAGAAUCCAGAGGUUCUCGUCUGGUGCUUGCCGUCCUACAGUAGAUAAUUUGGGCAUGGGAUGCUGCUGGAUUGAUGGAAGAAGUUGCAGUACAUCAAACAGCUGCGAUGAAGAUGAUGAAGAGUAUACAGCAGAGACAUUCCCGUGGAAAAGGCAAACGAGGGACAUGUCUCGAGGUGGCUCUUUCAGUCAAAAGGCUGCGACCUUUGGGAGGAACUCGAUGAAAUUUGGAAUGAUUGAUAAUUCAUUUGGCACAUCAGAUCACCAUUAUAGUGCAAAGAGCAAUAACAAAAACAUACAGGAUGUGGCAUAUAAGUUUAUGAAAGGUAUACCAAAAUUUGUAAAGAUAGUUGAAGUUGGUCCAAGGGAUGGAUUACAAAAUGAGAAGAACAUUGUGCCAACAGCUGUAAAGAUUGAAUUGAUUCAUAGAUUAGCAUCGUCAGGGUUAUGUGUCAUUGAGGCCACUAGUUUUGUAUCUCCCAAAUGGGUCCCACAGUUGGCAGAUGCAAAGGAUGUAAUGCAAGCAGUUCAUAACCUGGGAGGCAUCAGAUUGCCAGUUCUGACUCCUAAUUUAAAGGGUUUUGAAGCUGCUAUUGCAGCUGGGGCUCGAGAAGUAGCUGUUUUUGCAUCAGCUUCUGAAUCAUUCUCAAAAUCAAACAUUAAUUGUAGUAUUGAAGAGAGCCUUGCUCGCUAUCGUGCUGUUACCCGUGCUGCUAAAGAGCUCUCAAUUCCUGUUCGAGGGUAUGUAUCAUGUGUUGUUGGAUGCCCAGAGGAGGGGCCAAUUCCUCCAUCAAAAGUGGCAUAUGUAGCUAAAGAACUAUAUGAUAUGGGUUGCUUUGAAAUCUCCCUCGGGGACACAAUUGGAGUUGGGACACCAGGAACUGUAGUUCCCAUGCUUCUGGCUGUAAUGGCUGUUGUACCAGUAGAGAAACUUGCUGUCCACUUCCAUGACACUUAUGGGCAAUCACUUUCAAAUAUUCUUGUGUCCCUCCAAAUGGGAAUUAGUGCAGUGGAUUCUUCAGUUGCCGGUCUAGGUGGCUGUCCAUAUGCUAAGGGAGCUUCAGGAAAUGUAGCUACUGAAGAUGUUGUGUACAUGCUGAAUGGACUUGGUGUGAAAACCAAUGUUGAUCUUGGAAAGCUCAUGUUAACUGGGGACUUCAUCAGCAAGCAUUUGGGGCGCCCAUCUGGCUCGAAGACUGCCAUUGCAUUUACCCGAGUCACAGCUGAUGCUUCCAAGAUAUGAUAACAUUGUACCAUACAAAAUUAUAUUUAGAUGCUUCAUGCAAUGCCAGGAAAUUAUAUGUUUCAUCUUUUUAUCCCCCUAUAAUUAUAAAAGAGGAAUAAAAUGCCCACUCACGUGAUAGUUGGGAAGGAAGAAGUAACGCAUGUAAUCUGCCAAUAGUAAGUGCAAGCUUUUCAUUUGAGUGUAAGCUUGCAAUUUUUAUCUAAAAUUGUUUAUUUUCCUGUCUCACAUCAUGCGUUCAUUGUGUAUGGUGUUUAGUUAUACUAUGUAUGACCCUAUUAGAAUUCUGAAAAGAUCAAAGAAAACAAGAUAACCAAAAUUAU